AUGAGACAUUGUGGUCAACGGAGGAAAUAUAACUCAGAAAAUGCCUCUAAUGAUGAAAGCCCUGGAACCAGCAGUGUUUCACCACCACGAAACCGUCAAGUGAUUAGAACAAAGCGAAGGUCAGAAGAAGCUAAUGGUGAACCGCAAUCAUCCUGUAAAAGGGAGAGAGUAGAGGAAAGCAGUUGUUUACGGCAAACUCUUGAUGAGAUGACAAAGCGCUUCAAUGAACUAAUAGAAAAUCUAAUGUCUGAUUAUAUUAAAGGUUCAAAUCCAAGUGGAAAUAUUAAGGCAAUGAUGGCAGAAUUGUUGAAUGUAUACCAAGUUGUUGACAGUCAGUUUAUGAAACUGUUGGGUUCAAUUACCAGAUCAAUUGCAUUCAUAGAUGAUAUCGAAGAUGAAUUGAAAAGUUCAGCCAAUCAAUCCCAAUUUGAUUUAGGCAAGUUGGUUCUAUCUUAUAACUUCUGA
Rodentolepis nana is the source of this 465-nucleotide messenger RNA. The record is from the annotation of a GenBank genome assembly. NCBI's taxonomy places the organism in Eukaryota, Metazoa, Platyhelminthes, Cestoda, Cyclophyllidea, Hymenolepididae.